Messenger RNA from Ananas comosus (pineapple), 1647 nucleotides. Its product is annotated as probable protein phosphatase 2C 67. Bases 251 to 1228 code for a protein of 325 amino acids. Gene Ontology annotation, molecular function: protein serine/threonine phosphatase activity. The record is from RefSeq and is a predicted model, not a curated record. Lineage: Eukaryota; Viridiplantae; Streptophyta; Magnoliopsida; Poales; Bromeliaceae. Gene Ontology annotation, biological process: protein dephosphorylation. The transcript is spliced from 11 exons.
ACCUAAACUUGAGGGCCCUCGUGACAAAUUUAACCAUAACGUGUAAAUUCUUCGACUCCGAAUCGCACAUUCGGCCGCCGCAAUUCCUCUCGCUCGAUCGAACGAUCGACGAAAAGUGCGGAGCUUACGAGUUUUAAUCCCACAUGUUCUAUGUACUCAACAGUACGGAAUUGGUACCUUUUUUGAAUGAAAAUAAGUAAUUCGGAGCAUAAGAAACCAACGUAUUACAUGUCUCAUCAUAAGCAGCGUCAUGUCUUAUCAUAAGCGCGACGCUGACGUCCUUGAUGAGAACUCGGUGACAAAGAGGUCCAAAGGUAGUGACACGGCUGUGCAGGACGUAGAAAAGGAGAGGGAGAAUCGAGAUAUCGGCAUUUUCGCAAAAAGUUCCACUCUCUCUGUUGAAGGAAACGGACGAAAUGGAAGUGUUUCUCAACCAGAGUGCAAAGAUAAAGAUAACAGAAUUCCGGAAUGCAGAGGUUCUUCGGAAGAAACAAUUGCAUGUGAUUCGAAAGUGUCAAAUGAGAAAGAUGGCAAAUCAACCUCUAUCGAAGCUGAUGCUGCAGAAGACAAGGGAUGCAGACACACUAUGGAGGAUGCUUGGGUGGUCCUUCCAGAUGCUAGCUCGGAAUAUCCUGGAAAAUUGAGAUGUGCACAUUUUGCAAUUUACGAUGGGCACGGCGGUCGCUUGGCAGCAGAUUUCGCACAGAGACAUUUACAUGCUAAUGUUCUUGCAGCAGGAUUACCACGUGAGUUGAUGGAUAUAAAAGCUGCGAAGAAGGCCAUCCUUGAAGGUUUCCGAAGGACUGAUGAAUCUUUGCUUGAAGAAAGUGCUAAAGGGAACUGGCAAGAUGGUGCAACAGCUGUAUGUGUCUGGGUCCUGGGCCAGACGGUCAUGGUUGCUAAUAUUGGAGAUGCGAAAGCAGUGCUAGCGAGGUCGUCCUCCGCUGAUCAGCGUUUAAAGGCCAUUGUUUUGACAAGAGAGCAUAAGGCCAUCUAUACGCAAGAACGUACCCGUAUUCAAAAAGCUGGAGGGUCUGUCGGUUCCAACGGAAGAUUACAAGGUCGCCUGGAAGUUUCUAGAGCCUUUGGAGAUCGCCAAUUUAAGAAGACUACCCAUGCAGGUGGGAGUGAUUGCAACUCCAGAUAUUCACUCUUUCGAACUUACAGAAAAGGAGCAGUUCAUCAUUCUUGGUUGCGACGGCUUGUGGGGGGUUUUCGCACCGAGUGAUGCUGUGGAGUUCGUUCAAAAACAGUUAGAGGACACUGCAUCGGCUACUACUGCGGCUCGUCACCUGGUGAAAGAAGCUAUCCGUGAACGACGUUGCAAGGAUAACUGCACCGCGAUAGUCAUUGUUUUCAAGCACUAAUUCUUCAUUUGUCGCGAAGAAGGUUUGCUGCAUUUUCGCUUCCAGCUUCAUGACUAUUCGCCUCUUAACUAGUUUUAAAGAGACCGUUGCUCGAACAUUUAUAGAUAUAUUAGUCCUAAAAUCCUUCUUGAUUCUAGAAUAGGAGAUUCUGAGGUAGCAUACAAGUGAUCCAAUCAAUGGUAGGGUUAAAUGUGCUCUCCUUGAACUGUAUUGAUGUACUUCGGAAACGAUUUGUGUGACAUGAAAUAGAAUUAUACUGCUUUUUUAUCAUUUGCUCUCA